AUGCUCGGGACCGUCGGGCUGGGCCUGCUGGCUCUGGUCAGCACGGUGAGCCCGAGCCAGGCCAGCGGCUUUACAGAAAACGGCCUUUCCUUGCUGAGUUUCCAGCUGUGCAACUACAGCGUGACCCGAAACGUCCAGAAAGUGGAGGCCAUCCACACGUCGCACGUGACCUACGCUCCCUGUGGCGGGUGGAUCCCGUGGAGGAGGUGCCCCAAGACGGUGUACAGAACUCGGUACCUGGCCGUGGACGUCCCCCAGCCCAGGAACGUGACCGACUGCUGUCGGGGUUAUGAGCAGCUGGGCCUCUACUGCGUCCCGCCCCUGAAUCGGUCCAGGGAGUUUGCCUCGAGACCCGGGAUCUGCCCCGCGGUGGGGCCAGAAGCACCCGCCUCGCCGUGCACGCUGGACACAGACUGCCCCGGGCUUCAGAAGUGCUGCGUCUCCCCCCGGGGCCACCACUGUGUGGCUCCCGCUCCCCGAGCUCCAGAGAGGGACCCGGUGACCUUCUGGUACGACGUGACCGUCCUGGUGAAAAUGGCCUUCAAGGAACUGGAGGAGGUGGACCCCAGGCUGCUGAAUCACAUGCGGCUUCUGUACUCCAUGGUCACCAGUGCCUUGCAGCCGCUGCACCCCUCCGUCCACCACCUGCAGUCGGCCAGUGGGGACCCCUCGACCACGGUGUCGCAGCUGCUGCUGGGCCUGCCGUGGCCCGUGCCUGUGGCCAACAUCUCCGCGACGCUACACAGCAUCGUGCAGCGUGUCUAUGAAGUGAUCGACAUCCGGGUGCAAGAUGUCAGUGGGUGCUUCUUGGAUGAAGUCGAUGCCUCCUCCAGGGAGGAGCAGUGUUUGAACGUGGAGGGCUUGCGGCAGUGCACCUGUCACCCCUAGCCGCUGACCUCAUCACCCCAGAAGCUGAGCUGGCGGUGGGAAGACUGCCCUCCCAUCCGGGACUACAUGACCCUCAACGUCACCAGCAGCAGCUUUCGGGUGUCUUGGCGUUUACAUUCUCCCUGGCCCCGCACUUUCCACGUGCAGGUGUACAAGGGGGAGGAGCUCCUCCGGAGCGCCAGGACCGCAGGGAGGAGCCUGGAGGUGGCGGGGCUGGAGGCCGGAGAGCUCUACGGGGUGCGGACCGGCUACCAGGGCUGCGGGGCCAACGUCACCGCCACACUGGCCGUCAGAACCGAUGCCCGGGUGUUCCAAGUCACCGUCAGGGUCCUCAACCGCAACGUGACGGGGGCCCUUCUCAACCGCAGCAGCACCGAGUUCCGGGACUUUUCUCGACAACUGCUCCACGAGGUUGAAAACUCCUUCCCGCCAGCCGUCUCCGACCUGCACAGGAGAGGGAAGCUGAGGACACAGAUGGUCUCUCUCCAGGCUGGAAGCGUGGUGGCGACGCUCAGGCUGACCGUGCGGGACCCCGAGUUCCCAGUGGGGGUCUCCACGCUGGCCCCCAUGCUCCCGCCUCUGCUGGCCAGCACCGUGUUCCAGAUUGAUCCGCGGGGGACGCUCGUGCAAGAUUGGGACGAGUGUGCAGACAGCCGGGGGCACGACUGCUCACCCGCUGCCCAGUGCAUCAACGUCGAGGGCUCCUACACCUGUCGGUGCCGGACGGCCAGGGACGCCAACCCCUCCCGCGCGGGCCGGGCCUGUGAGGGUGACGUGGUGAGCCCCACAGGAGGGGUGCUGGCUCCAGCAACAGGUGUUACAGCCCCAGCUCUCAGCACAGAGACAGCAGCCCUUGGCCCAGAGACGUCUGCCUUGUGGCCCAGCCCUGGGCACCCGGGGGGCACCCCUGCAGCAAAUCAGGCCCAGACCCCGGGGCCCCCACCCAGGAGAGGGGGCAGCGGCCCGGUCGGGAAGGACAAGAACAGCACGAGGCAAGGCCUGGAGGAGGGAGCACCCGGCAACUCGAGCACGGAGCGGCCCCUCUGGCCCAGUCCUACCGAGGGCCCCACAGACCACAUCAUCUGGCACGCCAGCCUCCCCACCGGGGACACAGCACCAGCAGCUCUGGACCCCACAAGGCCACAGAACUUGGUCCCCGGACCCUCCGGCUCCCCGGACCCUCCCUCGGCCCCCACCCCUGAGUCUCUGAAGCUUCCGGCCUGUGUUCCCGUCCCCAUCGAGAGGGUCACGGUGUCCAACGUGACCAGCACCAGCUUUCACGUGGCGUGGGCGGCGGAUCUCACCCCACACCCCACCUUCCAGCUCACCCUGACCUCCCCGCGGAACCCCGCGGUGCACCUGGAGACCCGGGACGCAAGCCUGACGCUGUCGGGCCUGGAGCCUGGCGUCCUGCACCUGGUGGAGAUAGCGGCCAAAGCUUGCGGGAACGGAAGUGCCAGGGCCCGCCUGAAAGUCAGGACAGCGGCCCAGAAGCUCAGAGGGAAAGUCAGAAUAGCCAACGUCAGGUACGUGGAGCCCUUCCGGAACGCAAGCAGCAGGGAGUAUCAGGACUUCCUAGAGCUGUUCUUCAGGGUGGUGCGGGGUUCCUUGCCGGCCGCCAUGCUUCAGCACGUGGACGCCGGUGGGGUCCAGAUGGAGGUGACCCGCGUCGCCAACGGCAGCAUCGUGGUAGAGUUUAACCUGCUGAUCAUCGCAGACGUGGAUGUCCGUGAGGUGUCUGCUGCGUUCCUCGUCGCCCUCCGGAACGCCUCUCUGCUGGAGGUGGUCGGCGAGGACACUUUCAUACAAGAUUACGACGAAUGUGACAGCCAGGAGCACGACUGUGAGCCGGGCGCGUCCUGCCACAACACCCUGGGCUCCUACACCUGCAGCUGCCCGGGAGGAGCCCCCCGCUUCCCUGUGGAAUUUUCGGGAAGAUCCUGUGACGGUUUUUCCGUCCUGGACGAGCUUUCUAACGUGUGCGUCUGUGUGCACACGUGUAACGUGACGAAUACGGUGGUGAGGACCACCCUGAGGAACGACCUGUCCCCUGAGGGCAUCAUCCACCAUCUGAAGAUCCUGAGCCCCAUCCACUGUGCCUUCCAGAACGACCUCCUGACAUCGUCAGGCUACACCCCAGAAUGGGGGGUCUAUACCAUCAUCGAGGACCUCCAUGGUGCUGGCAGUUUUGUCACCGAGAUGCGGUUGUUUAUUGGGGACUCCCCUAUACCUCGAAAUUACAGUGUGUCUGCCAGUGAUGAUGUCAAGAUCGAGGUGGGGCUCUAUAAACAGAAGAGCAACCUCAAGGUGGUCCUGACCGAGUGCUGGGCGACACCAUCCAGCAACGCCAGGGACCCGGUCAUGUUUGGCUUCAUCAACAACAGCUGCCCCAUCCCCAACACACACACGAACGUGAUCAAGAACGGGGACUCCAGCAAGGCCCAGUUUAAGCUGAAAAUCUUCUCCUUCAUCAACAACUCCAUCGUCUACCUGCACUGCAGGCUUCGUAUUUGCAUGGACUCCCCUGGAAGCACGUGCAAAAUAAAUUGCAAUGACGUCAAGUCCCCGAGAAGCAGCGAGGCAUCCACCAUACACCAGACAUCCUGGGGACCCCUCGUCCGGUCUGAAGACGGAGACUGCCGUGGGCUGCAGAGACCUCUCCUCCGGAAGCCUCCCUUACCUGCAGCCAGGUGGGCUCCCCGGGGGGAGGGGCAGGAACGACGUGGGGGUCGGCGGGAGGAGGUGCCUCGGGAUCAAGUGUACUGUCCCCGGGCGUGCCCACCGUCCCGCUGCGGCUCCCUGGCCCUCGGCUCCCAGGACUUCCUGGCUGCGUCCACCGGCCUCCGGAGCCCCAACAAGCUGUGGCUGCCGGUGCCCCAGCCCGGCUCCCGAGGCCACCCCCGGCGCCCCAGGCCUGCAGACUCUUCCACUGUGGCUGAUGUCCUGCGCGUAGCGCUCUGGGCCCCCUUCCCCAGGGCCCGGCCCCGCCAGGGUGUGCUGGUGCCACCUUGUACUGGCUUUGGGAGCCCAGCAUGA
Puma concolor (puma) is the source of this 3924-nucleotide messenger RNA. The record is from RefSeq and is a predicted model, not a curated record. NCBI's taxonomy places the organism in Eukaryota, Metazoa, Chordata, Mammalia, Carnivora, Felidae.